This is a messenger RNA of Xyrauchen texanus (razorback sucker), 3572 nucleotides long. Its product is annotated as protein ENL-like. Bases 104 to 1828 code for a protein of 574 amino acids. Gene Ontology annotation, cellular component: super elongation complex. The transcript has 12 exons. NCBI's taxonomy places the organism in Eukaryota, Metazoa, Chordata, Actinopteri, Cypriniformes, Catostomidae. The record is from RefSeq and is a predicted model, not a curated record. Gene Ontology annotation, biological process: regulation of DNA-templated transcription.
UCAGUUUCUCCCUUCACACUCCUUCAGUGUAACAGCGAGGAUGCACAUUCAAUCUACUUCAACGCUUCUGUAAAUAAACUGAACAACCGGAACAUAGGCAACAAUGGAAAACAUGUGCACAGUGCAGGUGAAACUGGAGCUGGGCCACAGAGCCCAGUUAAGGAAGAAGGUCACCACCGAUGGCUUCACACAUGACUGGAUGGUGUUUGUCCGAGGUCCAGAGUCAUGUGACAUCCAGCACUUUGUGGAAAGAGUUGUCUUCCGCCUUCACGACAGCUUCCCAAAACCCAAAAGAGUUUGUAAAGAGCCUCCAUAUAAAGUUGAAGAGUCAGGCUAUGCUGGCUUCCUCAUGUCCAUUGAAGUUUACUUCAAAAACAAGGAGGAACCUAAAAAGGUGUGCUUUAAUUAUGACCUUUUUUUGAACCUGGAAGGCAACCCACCUGUCAAUCAUCUGCGGUGCGAGAAGCUCACCUUUAACAACCCCACACACGAGUUUCGACGUAAACUGGUCAAGGCUGGUGGGGUUAUAGUUGUUCCUGAGGGAGCAGAGAUGAUGCCAAAGCCCAGUCCAGAUUAUCCAAUGCUGCCAACUAUUCCACUCUCUGCCUUCUCCGACCCCAAGAAGAUCAAGUCCUCCCAUGCUGUAAAGGAAGCUAGUAAAGAUGGAGGAAGUGGGAGCAGCAAAGGGCUCAAAGCCCAUAAGGCAACCAAAGAGCACCGAGAGCGUACAAGGAAGGACUCAGAGAGCAAAGCCACAUCCAGAGAGAGCGACCGUGAGGGCAGCAAGUCAAACCGAGACCAAUUAUCAUCCUCCUAUUCAAAGAAAGCCCUAGAGGGCAAAGGAAAAGACGAGGGGAAAACUGUGCCCAAAGCAGCCUUUAAAGAGCCUAAACUUACAGUCAGAGAGUCCAAGAUGGAUGGGAUGUCUCCAAAAGGUGGAGGUGCAGUAACAGGUGGAGGGGGUCAGCUGGACACUCGAACCCCAAGCAAGCGGCCCAUGUCCGCCACUGAGUCUCCGAGGCUUAGCACCAAAAAACAGAAGAGGGUGGGCUCAGAGGGCAUGAAGGGGCCAGUCAGUGGGGUUUACAGCAGCAACUCCCCCCGUAUCACCUCAACAACACCCUCCAGUUACCCAGAGAAGAAAACACCCAAAGAUAAAGGCCACUUGUCCAAGAUGAAACCGGAGGCACUAGAAGUGAAAAGGCAGCCAGACUCUAAUGGGUCCAACUCUGAGGAUGAAGCCUCUUCAAAAUCUGAGCAAUCGGCUCCUUCCAGUCCAUCUAGUUCCAGCUCCAGUUCCAGCUCUGACUCUGACUUUGAGCCCUCCCAAAAGCAAGGCCAAGGGACACUCCGUACUAUGGUAGAGGAUAUGCACUCUGAAGGAUCUGAUGAUGACAGCAGCUCAGAGGUUGAGACGCCCAUGAAGGCAACUCCACCCAACCAGGACUCUCGUUUAAGCAUGUACAGUGAGAGUGAUGGGAAUGAGGAGUCCCGUCCUCCCAGCCAGGAAGCCCCAUCACCUCCACCCAAACUCAGCUCAGCAAACCUCAAGAUGUUAGGAAAAAAGAGUCCAGACUCUUGCAUCCGUGAGAAAAUGCUCAAGAGGGGAUACGACAAGGUAGGAAGGGCAUAUACAGAGGAGCUUGUUGACCUUCACCGCAGGCUGAUGGCUCUAAGAGAGAGGAAUAUUUUACAGCAGAUUGUAAACCUCAUAGAAAAGACUGGCCAUUUUAAUAUCACCAAUACAACCUUUGACUUUGACCUGUUCUCCUUGGAUGAGUCUACUGUACGUAAACUCCAGAGCUACCUGGAAGCCACGUCUACAUGAAACAAGGAAGAUCCUCUUCCAUGAUUUUCAUCAGUGAGAAAAAGGCCUCCAGACUUACUGAGGGCAGAGGGAAAGGUAUUGAAACCAACAUGUAAAUGCACAGGAAACAAAACAAACAAAUAAAAAAACGUUAUUCCGUAAUGAAAAUAAGCGAACACAAGGACAAAAGGGCAUAAAGGGGCGGUAUUCAGGGUUUAUCGAAUAAAAAACAGCACUGCUUAUUGCACUAAACUUAAAGAAACAAACUGUUGGCACAAUACUGUCCAAAAUGGACAAGAUCUCGCCAUAUGCACCAUGGAUGGAAUACCUUAUUACAAGCAGGUACAUUUCAAGACUGGUUUUGCACCAAAGCUAUAACACUGAUGGGAUGGAUCCCUUGCUCGUGCCUGGAAGGGCCUUUUUAUGUAAGGGCAACGACUGAAAGACUGUGUCUCCUCUCUACCCUGUUACUCCUCUGCUCCAUGUACUGUAUGUAAACCUGAUUGCAAUGUGUGGUGGUGUGCAAAAAGCCUAGCUAGAUCAAAAGUUAUCAGCAUACUGUUUGUUUCUGCAUAGCCUUGUAGCCCCAUUUCCUGGAAAAGUACAUACUCUCAAGCUUUGGUGAUUGAUGCUCCCACAGAUCAGCUAAUGGGGAAAAAACGAUCUGCCUUUGUAGUGCCUUUUUAAAAUAUCAUGUGAAUUAUAAUUUUUAGUGAGUCACUCAUUUGCCUUGGGAUGACCAAGAAUUAUCUGUUGACAUGGAAAUGCCUGAAAUUGACAUUCAAAGCCCUUUUCAACACCUGUCCGAGAGAACACAUUACGAGAGAUCAGUUUUGCUUGUAUGAUCUUAGAAAGGUCUUAUGCAUUGUCAUUUGUUUCUUGAUGGUUAGCAAAAUCAAGUCAAUUUGUUAAGCAUUUAAAGGUUCUUGUUGUAGUUUAUUUAAGUAACUGUGCACUUUUUCUGGUCACUUCAGUGCUUUGUAAUUAUCUGAUAACUAUAUUUAUGAUUUUUGUUUUUUUUUUCUUCUUUUUUUUUUUUAUACAUAAUAUUGACUUGCAAAAAUGUACAGAUUUUUGUCAAUGUUUUUACAUGAAUCUAUUGAUGACAUAUUGAUGAUCCAGUCACUUGAGAGAAUAUGCACAUAGAAUGAAGGGGGAAGUUUUUGUCUGCAUUCCAGUGGUGCAAUUGGAAAAAACAUAUUUUCUGUCAACCUGAAGUAUUACAAGUGAAAUGUAUUUGUGUCAGAUACAUAUUGUCUGAUAGCAUUGCUUUUUAAAAAGCAUAAAUGCUUGACAUGUUAUUCUUUAUUGUCAAUUGCCAGUUACCCUUUUUGAUUCUAAAUAAUGUAUGGUUAUAAAGUAAACAAUGUUUUCAGUGAAACAUUUGUGUCAGGUGUAAGAUACAUCAUGAGUAAAUUGCAAUGAAAAGGAUUUGUGUGCCAUAAACCCAAAUUAAUAAUCACUCACUUUAAAAAGCAGACAUUUAUGAGCAUAUAACACUUAGCAUGCCAGUGAGCAGUAGGAUACAAUCAAGCCUCUAAUGCUCACUGCUAUGAGAAGGUAUAACAGAUAACCCUGAAGGUUUCAGAAACAUACAAUUAUUUAUUUUUGUUUUAUCAGCUGUUCUUCUUAUUAUUGCAAGUGCUGAAGAUACAUUAUAAACUCAUGCAACGUGAAGCUCUUGAAAUUCAAACUUAAGUCUCUUUGCUGUCCUUGCCUCUACUAUUAGAAGUAGUCAAGUAGCAUAUCAAUAUCGAGUGUUAAA